Messenger RNA from Magnolia sinica, 567 nucleotides. Its product is annotated as proline-rich receptor-like protein kinase PERK8. The coding region runs from base 1 to 567 and encodes 188 amino acids. The transcript is spliced from 2 exons. The record is from RefSeq and is a predicted model, not a curated record. Lineage: Eukaryota; Viridiplantae; Streptophyta; Magnoliopsida; Magnoliales; Magnoliaceae.
AUGGUCAUCGAUCUGGAAGUAGAGGGGCUCUCAUUCCCCAUCAUCAACCUUACAGAGCAUAUCCAACUUCACACCGCUAUGCCCACUCGCCCCAACCCCUUGGGCUCCAUCCCUGGUGACCUUAUCUCCCUCAUGGAGGAUCCGCAACAACCCUACACCACUCCAGCAGCUCCACCUAUAGCAGCAAACAUUUUCCCACCAUGUGUUCGACAAAUUUCCCGCAUGAAUCCUCCAUCCCUGAAUGAGCCCCCUAUUCACCGCCCAGGCCUCUCUUACUCCUUAGCUUUAAGGAGUGAGAGGGAUCUCUCGAUCAGCGCAGCCCCUUUGUCGCCCAUUGCCGAGACUCACCACUUCCAUCAACCCAUCCCUUCCACUCCAAACCGCAAGACCCCGCGCCCUUCACCUCAAUCCUCCUACCCUUCUACACCCCACAUCUCCCCGUCGCCUAUUCUCCCUCCCAGCAUUGUCCGUGAAACCCCAGGACCCGAUGCUCAGGCCAUCCAGGCGAAGGGCUAUUGCUGCCAAGUUGGGUUUCCAUCACUCUAUUGUGGAGGAAGAGGUGGAUGA